AUGGCGCCGCGCACACCUCAAUGGCUAUUCCGCGGCAACGCGGUGUUCCCGGCGGAAGGCGGCACCCAUGCGCGACCGCGGGCUCCCGGCAGCGCGUCCACAGGAGCGACCAACGGCCAACGCUUGGACCGGCGGCUCUGUCCUGCGCGGCAGUCAGGGCAGAAUGAGAAAGAACAGAGGUUGUGGAUCUCCAUCGAUUCAAGAAUUGAAGGCCUCAACAACGAACGCCAAUGGAUUCCCAUCGAUUCAUUGAUGAAAAAGGAAAAAGGUACCAUGCGUUCUUCAAUUCUUCCUGCACUGCACUGGAUCAAGCGACAACUGCCGUUGCUUUUCAUCAGCAUCGCCAGCGGCGCCCGCGUCCAUGCACCUUGCACACACACGGCUGUCCAGCGAUGCGUCGAGGUGUCUGCCGGCCUCUAA
This is a messenger RNA of Triticum turgidum subsp. durum (durum wheat), 420 nucleotides long. Lineage: Eukaryota; Viridiplantae; Streptophyta; Magnoliopsida; Poales; Poaceae. The record is from the annotation of a GenBank genome assembly.